AUGAGUAGCAAGAAGAAGAAACCUGCUACAGGAGAUCGAGAGUCAAAGACGGGAAAGGAGAUGAAUCUAAACCAGCCAUCCACAUCGACUACUUCCAGGCCUCGUCAAAAUGCCGCAUACGAAGAAACGAGAGAUAUGCUCAUAUUCGCAGCGGAUACAAUGGUUGCUGUGUCAGAGGCCACAGACUUACUGGCUCCUCUGAAAUCAACCGGUCUUUUACUGAAGAAGAUGUUAGAAACUACACGA
This is a messenger RNA of Acaulospora colombiana, 246 nucleotides long. The record is from the annotation of a GenBank genome assembly. NCBI's taxonomy places the organism in Eukaryota, Fungi, Glomeromycota, Glomeromycetes, Diversisporales, Acaulosporaceae.